GAUGGUUCGAGAGAAACGGGAGUAUCUUCUACUGAUCUAUAUCCAGUGCAAACGCUUGAUGAUUUGGAAUUUUUUCCUGGUGAUUUUGUCACUGAAAAAAAUUCACCUCCAGAUGUAUAUGGAGUUAUAGAAUGUGUUGACCAUGCUGAACGCACUGCCCGUGUUCAAUGGUUUAAAGUUCAUCCUGAAAAUCCUUCAUUGUAUGAAAAACUAAAUGAUGUUACUAAAAAGAACAAUUUUCAAAUCUAAUAAUUUUUUUUGUAGACCAAAUCCUAUUGAAAAGACUGAUUUUAGUGUAUAUGAUUUACGUGAUCAUCCUGAUUUUCAUUUUAAAUCUGGCUGUCUUAUUAUACAUAUUAGCCCUGAUACCAACCCAGAUUUAAAUACCUUAACUGCUGGACAAGUAUUAAGUGCUGGACCUGAUGGCAGGGUAAGUUUUUAAACUAUUUAUUAUUGAAUAUACAUAUAUUAUUUUUAUUGUAUCUGUUUUCUUUUUUCUCAUGUGUACAUGUUAUUGAAUUAGAUCUUAGUAAUGUGGGUAAAUGGCGAAAAGACAGAAUGUUGGCCUCAAGAACUAUUUGUUGUGAAAUUGCACGAUGAUGAUGGCUUCAGUUUUGAAAAUGAAGAAUAUGAUGAAGAAGAAGACGAUGAUGAUGCUCCCCUUGCUGUUGAUGAUGAAUUAUCUGAGGAUUGGAUGUCUAUAACUAGCCCAGAAUCAUCAAA
Molecule: messenger RNA, 723 nt
Organism: Cinara cedri
Lineage: Eukaryota; Metazoa; Arthropoda; Insecta; Hemiptera; Aphididae
Source: the annotation of a GenBank genome assembly